AUGCAAAAUACCGCACAUCUUGCCGACAGCAGCCUCAGCUGCAGCCGCGCGCUCGGUGCCACUGAGCGCAGCUGGCUAGCAGAACGCGGUGUGCAUGGGUACACAGAUUUCUUCACUAUCAUCCAGCUCGUCUGCCCGUCCGGCCCGCCCAUCGAUGACAGUGAAAUCAUACACGCAUAUGCCCUCCUACGACUGCGCCAUCCCCCUCUCGCAUCGCGGUUAUCGCAUUCCGGAUCGGUUCCCGAGUUCGAGUACAAGUCCCCGCAGACGGAGGCUCGUGCACUGCAAGAGGCGGCAGCGCACGUCGAGUUCGGUACAUUCGAGGACCGAGAUGCGGCGGUGGUGGCGUUGCGGACGAGGUGGCUAAGCAUCGACCGACAUCAUGUGCUCGAUGUGCGAGCGUCCAUGUCAUCCAUAUUUUGGAUGAGGAGCGCGCGGGCCAGUGUGCGGCAGUAUGUUCUGGGAUUACGGACAGCGCACUUUGUUGCAGACAUCCGUCGCCAGCUGGGCAUUAUGCGCGAAUUUGUGGAGUUGCUCUCGUCAUCGGGGCAGCUCAAGGCGGAAAUUCGCGUUCACCUCAAGACUUCUCGUCCCGGAUCUAUGCUGCCUCCUCCGCUUGAAACUCGGAUUCCAGACAUUGCAUCUAGCAGUGUGGAAGAGUUGAAAAAGGGGGAGGAUGCAUUUUUGAAAUGGAUGGAGCCAAUGCCUGUGCCCACAUGCGGAUUGGUACCGGAUGGAACUGCCGAUGAAAAUAAAUAUGACGGUCGCGUCCUUCGUCACAUAUUGUCGCGACAGGACACCGCCAGAAUCGCCCGUGCUUGCAGAGCAAAUGGCACAAGCAUCACGCAGAUGGUUCUCGCAGCUAUCGCAAUAGCAGGAGUCUCAGCGGAUCCUUCCCACCCAUCUGUCACCGCCAAAGACGCACUGUUCUCAAACAUCACACUGCCAAUGGACCUCUCUCCGCACAUCAGGUCAUCUUCCGUAAACAGGGACAACCUUGUCAUCUUGACGAGGAUGUACCCGAUGCUCAUGCGCGUGCCGCGGUUCAUAGAUAGCAGUGCUCCGGACUACCGUGCAGUGUGGCGGGUCGCACAAGAAUGCAAGCAGCGCUACGAGGCGUUUGUUCGCUCACCGUAUUUCUGGCACCUCAGCUGGCACGGCGAUCGGUACACGUCCGCAUGGAACACGCCAACGGUUGGGGAGCCGUUCCUGCCGAUGCUGAGCAGCCUGGGAGAUUGCAGCAAGCUGCUCCCACUCUCAUAUUCCCGCGCCGCAAACGGAUGUGAGGCUGCAGAUCCCAGGAGCAGGGAGCUGAGUAUCAGGGACAUGGAGACGGGCGGCAAGAUCAACACCAUCUUUGGGCUGUGGACGUUUGACGGGAGGCUGAACAUGCAGCUGACUUACAAUGGCGCGCGUAUCAGCAGCGGGAUUGUGGAGCCAUAUCUCCGGCGGGUGGUGGACGUUGUGAUGCGGGUCGGGUUGACAAGCCUGAGGGAAGAAAACCUGUCUGCUGCACGAUUGUAA
This is a messenger RNA of Laetiporus sulphureus 93-53, 1524 nucleotides long. RefSeq lists its product as uncharacterized. Bases 1 to 1524 code for a protein of 507 amino acids. The transcript has 2 exons. The record is from RefSeq and is a predicted model, not a curated record. Lineage: Eukaryota; Fungi; Basidiomycota; Agaricomycetes; Polyporales; Laetiporaceae.